This is a messenger RNA of Parascedosporium putredinis, 1305 nucleotides long. NCBI's taxonomy places the organism in Eukaryota, Fungi, Ascomycota, Sordariomycetes, Microascales, Microascaceae. The record is from the annotation of a GenBank genome assembly.
AUGGCGGCCGCGGCGUCUAGCUCAGGAGUGGCGGCUUUGAGCGUCAAUUCGAGGCGAUCAACACCCUUCCCUGCCGCCGGUAGAGUGCGGGCCCAGGUCUCUAUCCGACCCGAGACCCGUGCCUCAUCCAUCGGCCGGCCAAGCACCUCUUCUGGACGCAGAUCCCAGAGAGCCAUGUCAAUCGGAGCUAGGGAAUCGGAGGAAAUCAUAUGCGCUCUAAGCGAGGGGCGAGGAAUCCCUCCUACCGUUGGCCUUUGCUUUGUUAACCUAACGACAGGUGAAGUUACCCUUAGCCACAUUUGCGACAACCAAUUUUAUGUCAGAACAGUGCACAAGCUGCAGGUGUACGAGCCAUCGCGGAUCUUGAUCCUCGCUACUGCCUGUCCCCCUUACCCCAAGUCUACACUGUACUCGCUGGUUGAGGAACAUGUAAUCGGCCCUCAGUUGAUCCCUGUUGAUCGCCGGUACUGGUCUGAGGCAGCGGGACUGGAGCAUAUCCGGGAUCUUGCCACUAAAGAAGAUGCAGAGGCAGUCAUGGUGGCCGUCGAGGGCAAUUACUAUACCACGUGUUCCUUCGCAGCAAUAAUGGCCUAUUUGGAAGCAGAGUUCCAAAUCAUGAUCCAUCCACACUCUCUUCGAGUGCAAUACCAGCCAUCUGAGGAUACCGUGAUGGUUGACAUCUCGACCAUACACUCUUUAGAGCUGAUGCGCAAUAUCAAAGAUGGCAAGGUCAAAGGUUCCCUAUAUGGCGUCGUCAACGCAACCUUGACGCCGAUGGGGGCUAGGAUGCUACGGUGCAACCUUGUCCAGCCUUCAACGUUGAAGGAGUCCUUUUGGUCCCCAGAUAUGAUGCCGUCCAAGAAUUCGUUUCGAACGAGGAGAUGUUUGCUUAUGUACGAAAAGGACAUUCUAGCCCACGUGGAAAACCUAAAAGAUUCCCUCCAGCUUGACAUUAGUCUGAAAUUUGAUAAUAGCCGACUAUUCUACCUCAGAAUCAAAGCUGGGGACUUGGAAGGUCGCGAAGUACCUGCUUUUGUCCCCAACGACUACUAUGCCACGCCUCAGUAUCGGUUCCAAAUGAUUACUGGGCCCAACAUGAGCGGAAAGAGCACGUAUAUCCGCGCAGUGGCCCUACUCCAAAUCAUGGCCCAGAUUGGCAGCUUUGUUCCAGCCGAUUACGCCGCUUUCAGGAUUGUAGACAAGAUUUUCGCGAGGGUUACAACAGACGAUUGCAUCGAGUCUAAUCUUUCUAGUUUCUCAGUCGAGAUGCGCGAAAUGGCCUUCAUAUUACAGUGCGUAGUCUGA